Etheostoma cragini (Arkansas darter) is the source of this 1074-nucleotide messenger RNA. Its product is annotated as heparan sulfate glucosamine 3-O-sulfotransferase 3A1. Gene Ontology annotation, molecular function: [heparan sulfate]-glucosamine 3-sulfotransferase activity. The record is from RefSeq and is a predicted model, not a curated record. The transcript is spliced from 3 exons. NCBI's taxonomy places the organism in Eukaryota, Metazoa, Chordata, Actinopteri, Perciformes, Percidae. The coding region runs from base 349 to 1074 and encodes 241 amino acids.
AACUCUAUACACGUGCGGGUGGUACAUCAGGGCUUGUGGUGGUAUCCUACACAGAGCAAGGAAAGAAGAGAGUUUGUUACCUGAGUGCAUACGACGUACAGCCUGCACUGUCUGGAAGCACCUUAUGGUUGCUGUUCGCUGUCAUUUUGGGCGUAUUCUUUCUCACCUGUGUGCAGCAGGUAUCAUUUGGCUUUUUUGUAUCUUCUUUUUUUUUGGAGGAGACAGAGGUGUUAUCUACAGCAGCACACUGUGGAUGAAGACUCACUCCUCGUUUUUUCAUGGAAAGAAGACUCUAUGAUGGGUGCCUAGCAUGGCUGUGGCUCCUGAACCGACCACCCAGGGACCGGUAUGGCUUUUAGCCGCAUCAGUAAACUGGACCCCCCGUCCCGAGGCAUCUUCAGGAAAGCGGCGGUCAUGCUGUGCUCCCUCCUCACCUCUUUCUUCCUCCUGCACUGCCUCGCCGACCGCUGCAGCACCACCUCGCCCUCACCGGUCAAAGCGGUCUCCAGCCGGGCUACGGGGCUGUUCCAGGACUUGAGGUCGCUGAGGACUAAAAGACUUGCGUACGAAUGGACCGCCGGGUCGGAGCUGAUGGGCUACGGGGCUGCCAGGCGCUCCUCGCGGGUCCUAGCGGAUGGGCGCGCGAGGCAGGUUUUGGAGCUGCCCGAGGAGUCUUUCAUCUUGCCGCCUCCGGAUAUAGUCGCUUCCAGGAAAGUAUCGCCGAGGUUCGCAGGUAAACUCAGCCCGCUCGGGGAGGGGAGCAAGAAGCUGCCCCAGGCUCUCAUCAUCGGGGUGAAGAAAGGAGGGACCCGGGCUCUGCUGGAGUUUCUCCGCGUUCAUCCAGACAUCAGAGCCGUGGGAGCGGAGCCGCACUUCUUCGACCGCAACUAUGAGAACGGACUGGAGUGGUACAGGGAGCUGAUGCCCAAGACCCUGGAGGGCCAGAUCACCAUGGAGAAAACCCCCAGCUACUUUGUGACCAGAGAGGUGGUGCAGAGGCUACGGGACUUCUACAGGCCCUUCAACAUGAAGUUCUACCAGAUGACCGGGCGUUUCUUUGGCUGGGAUGACUGA